CACGUGAUCUGUCACGUGUGAUAUUUAUUUCGUAUCACGUUUUUACACCGGGUUCGAAACGUGACCAGUCACGUUCCGGAGCCCAACUUCCCACGUGACUCGUUACAUGCCCUCUUCGAAAAUUUCACCAAUAACAUCCCUGGCCACCAAUGUCCUUGGAAGAAAUCAUCUCAGAGGACUUCGGCUUCAAAGUCUCGCCUGACUCGGCUGACGAUGGCCGCCCCAUCUUUGCAUCCGGAGUCAAUCUCGACGAAUACAGCAUCGACGACCUCCAUCUCCUCGAUAUCGCCAACUCCUCUGGUUAUGUCGUCAUCUCCAAUGGAUCCUCCAUCAAAUUGGACAAGGUCGCCAAAUUGGACUCCGAAUUCACUCCAGAAACUCUCCACGAAUUGCUGGUUCUGCCUGACUCCCAUAUCACCCAAGUGUACUUUAAUAGUUUGGGAAACGAAGUGUACAUCAUCAACAACUCCAAGCUUCAAUGGAUGAAGCUCGAAGGCAGCCUCAGCACGCAUCCCUCGACCACAGCAUUGGAGAUCAAAGCCAUUGCACCUUCUCAGUCGAACAGCAUAGCCUUGUUGACCACCAGUGAUGAGUUGUAUGUCCUCCAGGGAUCGCAAUUGACCCAAAUAUCCUCGGAAGUAGCACGCUUUGCGUGGUCUCACUCGGGAAAAAUCCACUUCACGAAGCGUGGAUCAUUGCAUAUCCAGUCAGAGCACGGUGAAACCGUUCCUUUCGACGCGUCUGUCGAGGAAAGCGAGGAUUUGAACAAUUAUAACUCGGUAUUCAUCAAAGAAUUGGCUCCCGAUGCCUGGCUUUCCGUUUACGAGUCAAAUGACUCGGAAUUGGACGACCAUAUCAUCAAAUCCUUCGUGAUACACAAAAAAAAUGGCCAGUAUAUCACCAGCCAAACCGAUAUUGCCGAUCCUUUCGGAGGGGUUGCUCGUGCCAUCUCCUAUUACACUCCACGUUUGGACAACUGGAUCGAGGACCAAUCAGUACAUUUUAUAACUUCCUCCUUGGUGUCUGAUUGGGGAGCAUUUAGCAUCAAGGGUGGCGAAAUUGCGACCAUAUCUCCCGCUGAGGAUACUUCCAGAGCCACUUUUCCGCUUGAUGAAGAAACCUCUGAUGAUUUGACCUCCGUCGGUGCUGCCAUUGACCUUACCAGGAGCGACACCAUUGUGGAUAAUCCCUGUCCAGGAGUGGAAGAGUACAAAGGAUUGCCCAAAUUAUACACCUUGUUGAACAACGGUAAGCUUAUAAGUUGGUGGAUAAUAGACAAACAGGCGCUUCAGAACCAAUCAGCAGACUUGGCUAGAGCGUUGAAAUCAUCUUCAGGAACUAAUAGCCUCACCAACCUUCCAGGUUCGAGUUUUAAUGCAGAUAAUUCGGCUCCGGACUCGAAAGACAAUUUCAAAAAAGUAGGAGCCUUUGGGUCAUUUGGUACAACCCCUUCUGAAAACCCAUUCGGCUCGUCGACAUCAGACAAUCCAUUUGGGUCGUCGACCUCUAAUGUAUUCAAACAGAUCCCAAGUUCAGAAAAGAACGAACCAGCAUCGAACAAAGAAAUUCCUGCCCUGGCCCUAGCUUCCAGUGGACCCCAAUUGUCGAACAAUUUAACUUCUGGCCAGGGCUUUGGCCAGUCGUCAUUUGGCCAGCCCAGCUUUGGACAAACCAUGUUUGGGCAAAGCAACCUGAACAAGCCAAAAAAUUCAGGUCCAAUCAUUACGUCCAAUUUCGGCCAGUAUGGUAACUCGUCAGACGUAUCACAAGUGAAGAACCAAGGAAGUUCGCCCUUUGCUUCUGUUCAAAACACAGCCUCCCCAUUUGGCUCUGUACAAAAGACCGAUUCGCCGUUUGGUUCUGUGCAAAAUACGGCUUCUCCAGUUGGUUCUGUUAAANACAAAGCUUCACCAUUCGGUUCUGUUCAAGACAAAGCUUCACCAUUUGGUUCCGCGCAAAAGACAGACUCGCCAUUUGGUUCUGAUAAAAACAAAGCUUCACCAUUCGGUUCUGUUCAAGACAAAGCUUCACCAUUUGGUUCCGCGCAAAAGACAGACUCGCCAUUUGGUUCUCAAAAUACGGCUUCUCCACUUGGUUCUGGCCAGAACACAGCCUCUCCAUUUGCAAGCUUACUGAAUCCAAGACCUAGUCUGAAUGAAUCAAAGCCAUCACCACAAGCUGUGAUACUGCCAAAGCCUGAAAUAGAACUGGAAAAACCACCAGCUUUGUCUAUGAGCAAUUUGGGAAUCUCAGUUCCUGCAAAAAAGCCUGAAUCGGCUGCAUCGAAAACUUCGAGUUCACCUUUUGGAGCCUUGCUGGACAACACAAAAUCACCAUUUGGCCAGUUGAAGCUUGAGCCUGGGGCCCCAUUGGAAAAAUUGAAUGAUAAGCCAGCAUCUCCUUCCUUCGGCUUGAACAUCAAACCAGCUGCCAUAGUGAAUCAGGCAAAGAACACAUCGACACCAUUGUUUGAAAAAAAACAGUCCUAUUCGAAUUUGCUGGCUGAAAAAGCUAAAGCACCUCUUUUGCAACAAACAGGGAAACCUAGUUUCAGUCUUGCGACUUCAAGUUCAAACACAGUGAACACUGUAACUGAGGAAGAGUCCGGCAAUAAAGAGCAGGACGAUGCUGAGUCCAUCGUCAGCAAUUUAGACGAUUCAGAGGGUUCCGAGGAAGAAUACUCAGAGGAUACUAGUAAGUCUUAUGUGGAGGUUGAGGGAGAAGACGAAAGUGGUCUGGAGGAAAGCUUUGUGGAUUUGAAAGAAUUGCCCCAGAAGAAAGCCAGCCAGAAGCGUCUUAGUGACGAAGAGAUCGUGGAGAGACAAAUCAAGGCCCUUGAAUCCCAUGGAAUAUUCAAGCAGAAGGACCUCAAGGUGUUUUCAGGGCUCACUGAGCAGGUAAAGACUGGAAACGCUAUCAGGGAUUCUAUAUUGAACAUCAUAAAUGAGACAGAUGGCCAGUUUGCAGUCGUCAAGAAUAAUUUGUCGGUGUUGAAGCACCAAAUCGAGUUUCAGGCAGCGGAAGAUGGCGUGCAUUUGGAUUCUCCAGAAACAUUGAAGCAUGCCCAGCAUUGGAGGCUUGCACAGACACCAGAUUUGGCGGAAAUGACUAGAAAAAUUGCUGUAGAGGCUGCCGAAUACUUUCAACUGGUUGCCAACAAUGAUAAGGAAAUUGCUGCGAUUGUGGAAAGAAUCAAAAAGGCCCAGUCGGACAGAAUUGCCAUCGACAAGUUGUUUGGACAGGUCCAAGCCCUCGCAAGCUUUGCCAGCAACAAGAACGUCCUUGAACGGUCGUUAGAUCUUCCCAGCGAGAACUUGCAGGCCAGCUUGCGCAAGAAGUUGCAACGAGUCAGGGCUCUCGAGAGCGAGCUUCUCACCAAAAUGGCUCCGUUGAAGACCAAAUCGAUGUUGCGGGAGGAUGUGGUCAAGAACUUGGAGAAGGCAGUUUAUGAGGUGAAUCAACAAACCAAAGACCGGGUGGGUGAGGUCGAGCAGUUGCUUGUUCGCGUGGAAGGUUUGGACUUGGAUUCCAGCACCAAGACAGUGGCCAUUAGAGAGGCACUGACACGGAAUACGACCGUGGCCUUGAGAAAAUGGCACAAGGGCCGUAGCAUGAGUGCUCGAGCAGGUGUUUUCGUUGCACAGGAGCUCCCAUAACCCAUCCAAAGUACGUUCCGACAAGACUGUGUUUAACCAUUGACUUCAAUGCAGGGAAAAUCAUCCCAAAUUUUGCUAUGAGUAUGAUUCAACAACUAUUAAUCCAAUCUAUUUUCCACGACUGUUCAACGACCAGGCUAAAAUUAUCGUCCAGAAAGGAUCUAUAAUUAAAUCGACGAAGAUCCCAUUUUGUCCUCUACGAGCGUCCAUUGCAGGCCAUUGAGUCUUCCUUCUAGACAUUUGGUUGCGGCUGACUAGAACUGAAUGGAGAGAAUUAAGUCGUUGGGAUAAAUCCACUUCUACUCUGGAACACCCAUACCUUCUGUUCCAGCGUUCAGUCGCUACUCACUCGCGACAAGGGAAUACUACUCCAUAAGGUACUUCUAGUAAAUAUAUAAAUAUACCCGUUCUUCAUGUACUUCUUCAUAAUUCCCCUCCAUCGGAAUACAAAUCAUAAAUGUCAGUGCUUGGUAUAGUAU
This is a messenger RNA of Suhomyces tanzawaensis NRRL Y-17324, 4135 nucleotides long. It is a transcript of the gene NUP159, whose product is annotated as FG-nucleoporin. The record is from RefSeq and is a predicted model, not a curated record. Gene Ontology annotation, molecular function: protein binding. The transcript has a single exon. The coding region runs from base 150 to 3656 and encodes 1168 amino acids. NCBI's taxonomy places the organism in Eukaryota, Fungi, Ascomycota, Pichiomycetes, Serinales, Debaryomycetaceae.